UGUUGCCUGAGUGAAUGAGAGCUGCUCAUCAGGAAGUAUCCUGCGGGUGAAUUUUAAAAACGAAGUCUUUAUCAUUUCGGCCUCGGCCACGUCUUACCCUUCGCCGUGCGACAAAGAACAGGCCAGCGCGGUCCGUGCAGGCGCCAGCUGUGGUGGAUUUACAGUGAGAAUUUGUCUAAGAGACACAAUGUACCUGAACAGGUUAACUACAGAAGAUGGACGGAGACAGCUCGACCACAGACGCUUCCCAGCUGGGCAUCACCGGAGAGUACAUGGCCUCCAGUCACUACGUUCUCCAGUCUCAAGAUGACGACACAGAGGAGAAUAUGAAUGACCACGAAGAUGGGGGUGUCAAAGAGAACUACAGGGAGCAGGACAUCUACCUUCCUAUUGCCAACGUGGCUCGCAUCAUGAAGAAUGCUGUUCCUCAAACUGGAAAGAUCGCGAAAGAUGCCAAGGAGUGUGUGCAGGAGUGCGUGAGCGAGUUCAUCAGCUUUAUCACAUCAGAGGCAAGUGAGCGCUGCCACCAGGAGAAGAGGAAGACCAUAAACGGGGAGGACAUCCUGUUCGCCAUGUCCACGCUGGGCUUUGACAUGUACGUGGAGCCACUGAAGCUCUACCUGCAGAAGUUCAGAGAGGCGAUGAAAGGGGAAAAGGGGAUGCCCGGGGUUGCAGUGGGAGAAAGCCUGGGGGAGGAUCUCACGGAUGAUAGCUUCACAAAUCCGCUGCAAACUGGGAUUAUCACAGCAGAUGGACAGCAGCAGAACGUCAUGGUCUACACCACCUCAUAUCAACAGAUUCCCACCGUACAACAGAUCCAGUUUUCAUGACGAGGACUAACUCGCGAGCCCACACAUCGAGUCCCCCGCACUCUACUGAUGACCUCUAAUCCCAGCACAGGGUAAAGGUUACCAGAUGGACAGGAGGAGGAAGAGUGAGGAGGGAGUGCAGCGUCCGCACAGACCCUCAUGUACAGAGAAAUCACUACCUGUUGAGUAGAAAGUGUAGUUUCUAGUUGUGAGGUACCAGGUGUUUUUGGAAUGCCUCCAAAACAGCUGGGGGAAUUUGAGGCUUUUAUUUUGAAAGGCUAGUCUUAUUACAUGAUUUAGUGGUGGAAUUGUUUUUGUGGGUGUGUGUUAAUGUGUUUGCUUUUAUGCAUUUUUUUUUCUUGUGGGGUGGGGGGUGGGAUGGGGGCGGCAUUGUAUUGGAAGCUUAUUUUUUAAGGCCUUCUCUCGUUUGAACCGAGAGAAGCCACGUUGUUACUGUCACAUCAGAUCAUGCAGCUCUUUUGUAAGUUCCCACAAUUUACCAUGUGCUUUAAAUGUCAUGUAAAUCCUUUGAAUAAAAAUUCAAGAGUGAUGUUUCAA
Toxotes jaculatrix (banded archerfish) is the source of this 1367-nucleotide messenger RNA. RefSeq names its product nuclear transcription factor Y, beta a (gene nfyba). Bases 216 to 830 code for a protein of 204 amino acids. Gene Ontology annotation, molecular function: RNA polymerase II cis-regulatory region sequence-specific DNA binding; DNA-binding transcription activator activity, RNA polymerase II-specific; protein heterodimerization activity. Gene Ontology annotation, biological process: regulation of transcription by RNA polymerase II. NCBI's taxonomy places the organism in Eukaryota, Metazoa, Chordata, Actinopteri, Toxotidae. The transcript has 7 exons. Gene Ontology annotation, cellular component: nucleus; CCAAT-binding factor complex. The record is from RefSeq and is a predicted model, not a curated record.